This is a messenger RNA of Lactuca saligna, 978 nucleotides long. Lineage: Eukaryota; Viridiplantae; Streptophyta; Magnoliopsida; Asterales; Asteraceae. The record is from the annotation of a GenBank genome assembly.
AUGACUUUAGAUCGAGGAGAAAGAUACACAUGGGAGAAACUUUCAGCCAUUAAAGCCAACUGUGGAAACAAACUUGUUCUUGAUGAAUUUGUUAUCCAUAAACACACCCCAAAUUACCAAAAUUGUCCCUCAACCACACUAAAACUCAGCAUCAAAUCAAGUCUCAUGCCAUAUAAUCACCAGAGUCUUCCAUCUAAUAAGUAUUUAAAUAUACCCUUAAGCCGUCGUUGUUUACAGUUGAAGCCCAUCCCUUUGUUCGCCGACUAUCUCACCUGCGAUGCAAGGCAUGUUCAGGCCCAACGAGACAAGGCAGACAGCCCCCAGCCUCUACUCCAUCGCAACAACGCAGCAAAUCGACAACAAACUUGGGGAAUUUGGGGAUACGAUGUGCACAGUGCACAUAAGGUGCUCGAUGAAAUGCCCGAAUCAAUGGAUGCAGUUUUCAAGGCUUUUGAGAAGAUGUCUAAGCCGUGGCUGACCGUUAUCAAUCUGCUUUCAAUAAACGAAAUUGCUUUGGGGGAUGACAUAAGAGACCAUUUCUUGCAGCUAGCAGUUAAUCGUUCCUCUAUUAUAUGUUGUCGUGUCUCUCCUAAACAGAAAGCCUUGAUUACUCGAUUAGUGAAGAAAUAUACUGGCAAGAUGACAUUGGCGAUUGGAGAUGGGAAUGCAGUGCAUAGGCAUUGGUGUUACAAGAGAAUCUCCAAGAUGAUUCUGUAUUUCGUAUACAAAAACAUUGUAUUUGGGCUUACGUUAUUGUACUAUGAACUCUAUUCCAAAUUCUCGUGGGACGUGUUACAUGACAGAUGGUAUAUGCUUAUGUUCAUCCUGAUGUCCGUGAAGAGACAAAGUGAUAGGAAAUCAACAACUUGUUUUGAAUUCAUUCUGCUAUGGACUGAAAAGAUGAAGUGUUGGAAGAAUCAUAGGAACUCUAGAAAAAGUUUGUGCUGUUGUACAAUGAAUAGACCAUGUAUACGUUGA